Molecule: messenger RNA, 1796 nt
Organism: Capsella rubella
Lineage: Eukaryota; Viridiplantae; Streptophyta; Magnoliopsida; Brassicales; Brassicaceae
Product: probable serine/threonine-protein kinase PBL26
Exons: 6
Coding region: 336-1586 (416 amino acids)
Biological process (GO): protein phosphorylation
Molecular function (GO): ATP binding; protein kinase activity
Source: RefSeq, a predicted model, not a curated record
UUACAUCUUUGACGUAAAGGAAUAACAUCUCCACCUGAAAAAACCCUAAGGGUUUCUUGGGAAAGUGGACAACCAUUGUUCUACGAAGGUUUCAUUCAAAGGCCUUUGUUGAAUUAAACGAUUCGAACAAGAUCCAUUUAUUAACAAGGACUCUGUUUUUGUACAAGUUUCUUUGGGAGUUUGAAUUCAAUUCUGCAGAAUCGCUGCUGUUUCUGGAAGAAAAAAAAGUCUUGUUCAUAUAAAUCUCUGAUAACAAGAAAGAAAGAAAAAAAAAAAGAGAGAGAGAGAUUGAAGUUUCCUUGAGAUUUUGUUCUUUGCAAGGGAAUAGAGAAGAAAUGAAUUGCUUUUCAUGUUUCUAUUUCCAUGAAAAGAAAAAAACUCCGAAAGAUUCAGACAACAACUGCCGGAGAAAUGGUGAGUUGAUGACCGGUAGAGACAUCAAUAAAACACACCCUGAGAAUCCAAAGACUGGAAAUGAGCAGAACAAGAACAAUGAUGAAAACAAAGAAGUGACAAACAACAUCGCUGCUCAAACAUUCACCUUCAGGGAGCUUGCUACUGCGACCAAGAAUUUCAGACAAGAAUGUCUCAUCGGCGAAGGCGGUUUUGGAAGGGUUUACAAGGGAAAAAUCGAGAAAACCGGCAUGGUUGUGGCAGUGAAGCAAUUAGAUAGAAAUGGACUUCAAGGGAACAAAGAGUUCAUCGUAGAGGUCUUGAUGUUAAGUUUGUUGCAUCACAAGCAUCUUGUGAAUCUCAUUGGCUAUUGUGCUGAUGGAGAUCAGAGACUUCUCGUCUACGAGUACAUGCCUCGUGGCUCUCUAGAAGAUCAUCUCCUUGAACUAACACCAGACCAAGUACCGUUGGACUGGGACACGAGGAUUAGAAUCGCUCUAGGAGCUGCCAAGGGUCUUGAAUACCUGCAUGACAAGGCAAAUCCUCCGGUGAUCUACAGAGAUCUCAAGGCAGCUAAUAUCCUUCUAGACAGUGAAUUCAACGCCAAGUUAUCUGAUUUCGGUCUGGCAAAGCUAGGUCCUGUCGGGGACAAACAACAUGUGUCUUCUAGAGUUAUGGGAACUUACGGAUAUUGUGCUCCAGAGUAUCAGAGAACCGGUCAGUUAACUACUAAAUCCGAUGUUUAUAGCUUCGGAGUUGUGUUGUUGGAGUUGAUAACUGGAAGAAGAGUUAUUGAUACUACCAGACCCAAAGCAGAACAGAAUCUAGUGACUUGGGCACAACCGGUGUUCAAAGAACCGAGUAGAUUCCCAGAGUUAGCGGAUCCGAGUCUGGAGGGAGUGUUCCCGGAGAAAGCUCUGAACCAGGCAGUGGCAGUGGCAGCAAUGUGUUUACAAGAAGAGGCAACGGUACGGCCACUCAUGAGCGACGUGGUAACCGCUCUCGGUUUCUUAGGAACCGCUCCUGACGGCUCUCUCUCUGUUCCACACUACGAUGAUAUUCCUCCUCAGCCGUCAGAUGAGACGUCCGCUGAGGAUCCAGCAGCGGCGGAAGAACGGGAAAGAGCCGUGGCUGAGGCUAUGGAGUGGGGAGUUGCUUCAAGAGCACAUUCCCGGAACCCAAGUGCUUCUUGAUUUUCAAUGUUUUACACCUUUUUUUUUGUCUUCUUCUUGAUUUUAAUUUUGGGUUUGGUUGUUUUUCUUCUUAUUUUGUUGGCUUUUCAAUUCCAGUUUCAGAAAAGAUAGUGAUAGAAAUUGUUACCCUUUCUUUCUUCGUUAUAUUCUGUUUUAUUUGAAUCUGUAUAUUCCAUUCCAGCUGAGUUUGCAUACAGAGCUCGAGAAUUC